Chenopodium quinoa (quinoa) is the source of this 1336-nucleotide messenger RNA. RefSeq lists its product as uncharacterized. Bases 395 to 1336 code for a protein of 313 amino acids. The transcript has 3 exons. The record is from RefSeq and is a predicted model, not a curated record. NCBI's taxonomy places the organism in Eukaryota, Viridiplantae, Streptophyta, Magnoliopsida, Caryophyllales, Amaranthaceae.
AUUACAGAAGAAUCAGAAUAAAUCUUUCGAGGACUACUUCAGAGAGAGCCAGAGCUAAUUAAACAAAAAAAUAAGCAUGGAUUUUCGGCAUUUAAUUUGUGGGCAUAUGGUAAAAUUUGGCCAUUCAAAAUUCUCUUAGAUUGUAAGGAUAUCAUCCAAGAUGUAAAUAAGAUUUUCACAUACUUGGUAUCUUCAACGAAUAAUUAUGGUGGCAAUCCAUUACACGACUUGGCUAGAAAUGCCCCGUGUACAGAAGAUGCUACAAAAAUUGCAGAAUUGCUAAUAGAUAUUUACAAAAAAGAAUCACCAAGCCUUUCAAAUAAUCAACAUCCUUGGUUAGUGAAGGACAACAUUAAAGGAGAUACACCUUUGUCAUUGGCCAUAGCCCAUAAGAAUGAAAAUCUCGCAAUAUAUUUUUUUGUCAGUGGAUGAAAAUGUAGUUAUCGAAAGUAAGAAGAAUGUUCUAUUCUUGGCUGUCGCAUUUCAAUGUCAUACAGUUGCCAAAGAGAUAUUGAAGAUAAUCGAUAACAAAGGUUGGACUCAACUUCUUACGGAUCAUCAAAAGCUCAAUAUCUUGCACCUUGCUCCAUUAUGCACAGAAGACUUUAGUGCACAACUAAUGGAAAGACAUCCAGAAUUAAUCAAAGGAGUAGAUAAAGAAGGAUCUACAAUAGUUCAUAGUUGGAUAAAAAGUGACAAAGAAUGGCUAUUUAAAUUCAUAUUGGAGAGCAAGUGGAAAGAUCAGUUUGUAAAACUUGUUGAUGUUAAGGAUUACAAUUAUCAAAACAAUCCCUUUCAUGUUGCUGCAACUACCACUCAUGAAGCAACAAACCAGAUUGUACCACUCCUUGUUGAAGCUUACAAAAAAGACAAACUUAUUUGGAGCGUAAAUGCUUUCCAUCAAUUGCCAUGGUUUGAAAAGAAUAAAGAAAAGGAAGGAGCUCUACACUUGGCAUUACGCAACAAACGUGAAGAUCUUGCACUUUACAUAUUGGCACUACUCAGGGUUAAUCAAUCUAUAAAGGAACUGCUUGAUUAUUACGAGCCAAAGCACUCUACUUUGUUUCUUGCUAUACAAAACAAUUGCUCUAAAGUAGCCAAAGCCAUAUUGGGAAAUUUGGAUAAGAGAAGCAGGACCGAAUAUCUAAAAAAUUCCUCAACUGGUCGGAAUAUAUUGCAUCUUGCUAUAAGCUUAACAGAUGAAGAAUUUGGGACAUGGCUAGUUAAUGAAGCACCAGAGUUCAUAACCGAACAGGAUAACAAUAAACAAUCACCUUGGGAUACAGCAUAUGAAACUGAUACUGCAUGGUUUAUAAAAGUUGUACUGAUAAGGUGA